This is a messenger RNA of Notolabrus celidotus (New Zealand spotty), 1069 nucleotides long. Its product is annotated as immunoglobulin lambda-1 light chain-like. Lineage: Eukaryota; Metazoa; Chordata; Actinopteri; Labriformes; Labridae. The record is from RefSeq and is a predicted model, not a curated record. The transcript has 5 exons. The annotation marks the transcript as partial.
GUAUUCUGGUUCCAGAAGAAUGACACAGAAACAUUCAGACUGAUUCUUGAUAUACACAGGUCUAAUGGUGAAAUAUAUAAAGGAUUCAACCAUCCUCAGAAAGAUGAUUUCUCAGCUGUGAAUAAACAGAACGGCUGGGAGUUACAGAUCCAGAGAGUUGAACUCUCUCAUUCAGCCACCUACUACUGCUCCUGUCUGAAAUAUGAUCCUGGAUGGUACCCCAUCUUUGGCUCUGGGACUAAACUGUUUGUAACAGAUGAGCCCGUGGUGAAGCCCGUGGUGAGUGUGUACCCGGCAGUAUCCAGAGCCCAGCUGGAGGGGAAGAGCUCCCUGCUGUGUGUGGCCUCAGACAUGUUUCCUCCUCUGGUCCAGAUCUCCUGGAGAAGACCAAAGGGGGACGGUCAGCUGGAGGUGCUGCCCCCUGCUGAGGGAGAGCAGCUGGAGCUCAGAGAGUCGGGACGCACCGUCGCAAUCAGAGUGAUCAAUCAAGAUGCCUUCCACACUGAUAGAUACCUCUGCUCUGUGCAGCAUGAGGGGGGCAGAGUGGACGCCAGAACUGAACAAGAGGUUCCUGCAGCAUUUUUCAUAUCCCAGUGCAGGGUGAAGCUGCUCUCUCUGCUGUACUCCCUGCUGAUCCUGAAGAGUCUGGUGUUCUGCUGUGGACUCUCUCUGCUGAGGAUCCCCACCAACAAGCCCCCGUCCAUCAGCUGCACAUGUGCUGACCGACUGUCUCCUGCUGGCCUGUUCUCUCCAUCAGAUCUCAGCAGCUCACCUCUGGAAAGCUUCUCUCAGCAGGUCCAAAUGUAGAUUCCAACAUGUGGAGGGUGGUUGGAGAAUGGAUGGAUCUGUGCAGCGUCAGAUAAAUCCCCCUGGAGGUCUAAACAGAAACAGACUUGUAUUCUGAUCCUGAUUCUGUUGUCUAAAGUUCAUUUGAAUAGAUUCUGUUUACACUCAGUAAAGAGUGAUUUGUACAAACGUUUCCAAUGAUCCUCUUUCUGCUAGAUUAGACCUCAUUUAUUCAAUGUUUCACACAUAUGCAGAGUGUCGCAGCUUCUUACAUUUUUUACAG